Drosophila serrata is the source of this 645-nucleotide messenger RNA. RefSeq names its product Mabiki (gene Mabi). Lineage: Eukaryota; Metazoa; Arthropoda; Insecta; Diptera; Drosophilidae. The record is from RefSeq and is a predicted model, not a curated record.
AUGCAGUCAGUCAGCCAACUAAUCUAUCGCCACAAGAAGUUCGAUGUGAGCCGAAGCAUUGAUAAGGUUGCGUUGCUCAUCAAGGAGGAGCUCAUAACCCGGAGCAACACUCCUUGCAGCAUCUCCAGCAGCUCAGGCAGUCGCAGAGCUUCGGAUGAGUUAUCCUCCAGCAUGUGCUUCAGCGAUCCGGAUCAGGAUCAGUUCCUGCCUUUGCCCAAGCGACGACGCCUGCUAUCAUCAACCGCAUCCGUAUCCUCGGAGCACUCUCUGCCAUCCAACCCGAUCAGUGUCAACGCCAUCCGAGAUAUCUGCAAGUACCAUGUGAACAUGGUCCGAAAGUUCCCCAAGAAGGAGCGGACGCCAAAGGAACAGGAGCGCCGGGACAAGAACACCAUGGCCUGCCGCUUGAGCCGGCGCAAGAAGAAGAUCGAUGACUUGGAGGUCAAGGAGGAGUACGAUCAGUUUCUCAAAACCCACCACGAGAUGGCCGAGCAGAGUCUGCGUGCCAAGGUCUAUCUGGAUCAGCUGAAGCUGCUGGUGGAGCGGGUGAACCACUGCCAACUCUCGCCCAGGAUAGUCAGAGCGGGGAAUAACAGGAGAAACUUUUCCAUUGACUUCCUGAUCGGAUCGAAUAGCAGGGAGUAG